Messenger RNA from Eupeodes corollae, 2079 nucleotides. RefSeq lists its product as uncharacterized. The transcript is spliced from 8 exons. Lineage: Eukaryota; Metazoa; Arthropoda; Insecta; Diptera; Syrphidae. The coding region runs from base 274 to 1785 and encodes 503 amino acids. The record is from RefSeq and is a predicted model, not a curated record.
CAUCAUUCGCAUGCACUCAAAAAAGUCCUAUUUUUGAGUCACUCCAAAUUAUCCUCCAUACACUGUUCACACCACAUCCUGUUUCAAAUCAGUCAACGCAAAAAGAAAAGAAAUAUAUAAAAAUUGAAAAAAUAAGACACCCUUCAAAUAUUAAAACAAUAUACUUUCAAGUGCACACGUUUUUAGGUCGGAAUUUUUAUUUUAUUUAACAGUUCCUAUUCGAAAAACACGAGGAACAAUUCGAAAAACAAGCGUACACCAGUUGUAUUAUGAAUGUCGCCCAAAUUUAUAAAUUUUGAGAUUACCCUAAUUUACAUUUUAUUACUAAUACCAUGGCCUCAUUCGAAUGUGAUAAAACUUCUUUGCUCCAAAGAUAACAGUCGGCUAGUACGUAAGAUUAUACGCUCCAAAUGGACACCAAUCCUGGAUAAGUAUCAGGUAAAAUUGCCUUUAGAGUGUCCUUUACAUCCAUUUAGGGACGUAUUUGGACCGCGACAGGAUGCAAAGAAACGUGAUCGACCGACUCAAUGGACGUGUCGGUUGUGCGGCAAAAGUUUUUAUCAAGAAAGAUAUGUCGAUAUACAUUUCGAGACGCGGCACAGAUCUGUCCUUAAUGAGGCCGAAGAUGCUGUAUGUUUUGCUGAUUUCUGCGAUAUUAUGCGUUGCGAAGUUUUUCAAUCGGAAGAAGCCAGUCUUACAGGCGGAGACACUCAUAUUGUAACUGACAUUGAAGUAUGGGGUAAUUCUUUGGGACAAAGUUCAGCCCUAGCAAAAGCUAAUGCUGCUUACCUGAGUUUGAUUCCACUAAGAUCUUCUGCACUUGGAGCAACAAGAGCUUCAAAAGUCCAAAAUCGCCAACUAUGUCCGGAUAAAAGUAGCCAAAGUAAAUUUAAAGAUAUAAGUAAGGAGCCUGUUAAAGAACCAAUUCCUGAGGAAAAUAUAGAUGAUUCGAAAAAAUCUUCAUCUUCAUCGUCAUCAUCAUCAUCAUCGUCUUCUUCGUCGUCGUCAUCGUCUUCGUCCGCCAAUCAUUCAUCAAUGAAAAUUGAUCCUUUAGUACAAUCGAAUACAUCCGAAGAGACCAAUAAUAAAACAACUAAUGGGAGUACAGUAAAUAUUCAGAAAGUUCGAGCCAAUUGUCGUACAGAGGACCUAAGCAAACUAAAAUCAAAGUGUGAAUACUUGUUGAGGAGUUGCAUAGCUGGUCUAUUACUCCAAAUGACAGACCAUGCAUUCAAAGAGAUGGAAGAGGAGAUGAAUAAAGCUGUUUGCUGGUAUUUGUCCUGUGAUCGAUACUGGGAGGAUGGACCACUCGAACCAAGAGCAUUCCCUUGGGGUCUUAUUCUCAUCCUUGUAAUGGUACUUUCUCUGGGAAUUUGUUUUUGUUACUAUAUCAUUUGGAUACUUUUUGACUCUGAAGAAAUGACAAUCAGCAGCAACAAUGUGCAUCGUUAUGAUUACCAUCAUUAUGCACCACAACAACACCAUAGCAGUCCGCGUUAUAUGGCUGGUCCGCCACCAGUUGUUUCACACCAUUUGACACAUCAUCCGCAACAAGAAAUAUAUGAACGUCGAGAAGUCACAACUAGACUUCCAUCAACAGCCGUUACAAUGGUUGACUGUGAUACAACAAUUGGUGGAAAAUAUUCCUCAGAUAUGUCGUCGUCGACAUCAAUGCGACCACCAUCGUCGACAGAUAUUCAAAAUGAUUUAGCUCAUAACGAACAUUACAUUUAUGUUACUUAUCCGCCAGAUUUAAAAAAGAGAUUAUUUGAAAAAUACGAAUGAAAAACGUGGAUGAUAAAGAGACAGAGAGAAAGAGAGAGAGCGUCAUGUUAAAUUAAAAGCAAACAACAACAAAAAAAAAAAAACAAUUUUUUUGAAAAAGUAACUUUAAAAUUUAGUAAUUUUUUUCGUAAUAAUAAAUUAAUAUCAAAAUGAAAUUAGUUAAAAAUAUAUUUAUUAUUAUUUAACCUUGAGAGAAACUUUGCCUUCAUAUAAACGCUUUAUAAUUGAAUUUGUAGCGCCAUUCGAAGCGAUGUGAACAAAUUUUCUUUUUUUUUUUUUUAAUAUGAAAUAAAC